Messenger RNA from Sardina pilchardus (European sardine), 758 nucleotides. It is a transcript of the gene ak1, whose product is annotated as adenylate kinase 1. Gene Ontology annotation, biological process: ATP metabolic process; nucleoside triphosphate biosynthetic process. The record is from RefSeq and is a predicted model, not a curated record. Lineage: Eukaryota; Metazoa; Chordata; Actinopteri; Clupeiformes; Clupeidae. Gene Ontology annotation, cellular component: cytoplasm. Gene Ontology annotation, molecular function: AMP kinase activity; nucleoside diphosphate kinase activity; ATP binding.
UAAAGCAGCGGAGGGGCGGGGGGAGGCUGCCGUGCAGCAGGGACACUUAGACAGAGAGCAGGACAGCCUCACUGGACAGCCUCCGCGUUCACACAGAGAGAGAUUAUCCAUAACAGAUCACCAUGGCAGACAAAAUCAAGGGAAAGAAGAUCAUCUUCGUUGUGGGUGGUCCUGGCUCUGGCAAGGGGACGCAGUGUGAGAAGAUGGUGGCCAAGUACGGCUACACUCACCUGUCCUCAGGAGACCUGCUCCGUGCCGAGGUGGCCUCUGGCUCCGAGAGGGGCAAGAACCUCCAGGCCAUCAUGCAGAAGGGAGAACUCGUGCCUCUGGACACAGUUCUGGACAUGAUCCUGGACGCUAUGGUUGCUAAGGCCGACACCUCCAAGGGCUACCUCAUCGACGGCUACCCCCGCGAGGUCAAGCAGGGCGAGGAGUUCGAGAAGAAGAUUGGUGCUCCCAGUCUGCUGCUGUACGUCGAUGCGUCCGGCGAUACGAUGGUCAAGCGUCUGAUGAAGCGCGGUGAGACCAGCGGCCGCGCCGACGACAACGAGGAGACCAUCAAGAAGCGCCUGGACCUCUACUACACCACCGAGCCCGUCAUCGCCUUCUACGAGGGACGCGGCAUCGUCAGGAAGGUGAACUCCGAGCUCCCUGUUGACCAGGUGUUCGCAGAGGUGUCCAAGGCUGUGGACGGUAUGAAGUUAAACUGGACAUGACAGGAUGGACUGUUUUGGUCUUUUUCUUUGUAUCCCCUUUUC